UGCUGUGUGCUCCGCUCCGCAAUCCGAGUCUCUGAGUUAUUCGUUCGUAGGGUUUUAGGUUGCGGAGACGGAAAGAGAGAGAGGGAGGAUCGUUACGGCGAGAGAAGGGAUUCUGGGGACAGAGAGAAACGCAGAGAGAUUUUCGGUGAACUGCACAGCUACGGGGAGCCUCCCAAACGCCCCAAUUCCCCAACUCCUCUCAAUUACUUCCAAUUCCAAGCUCCCAAACGACCCCACAGGGUUUUAGCAGAGAGAGAGAGAGAGAGAGAGAGAGAGAGAGAGAGAGAGAGAGAGAGAGAGAGAGAGAGAGAGCCAUGUCUUUUCAUCACGCCCAAUCCCUCUCUCCGGAAUCCAUAGCAGCGUCGGGAAGAGGAUCAGAGAAGCUGAGCCUGCCUGCCCUGCAAUCCAAGAUGAAAUGCGAUCCAGAAGGCUACGAGUCUGAGCUCCUCCUCCUCUACCGCCACUUCGACUCCUCCCUCCAUCUCUUCCAACAGCAAUCCUCCUUCAAUCCCUCUUCCAUCUCCACCAGCGGUGUUGGCGGGGACCCCACCAUCGCCAAGGACCUCGGAGACAUGGCCAUGUUCUUGGCCCAUGUCACCCCCUUCUACCCCAAACACUUUGGUGACUUCCCCAAAAAGAUUGCUGACCUGCUUUCCUCUGCCGCACGUUCUCUUCCGUUCUCCCUCCGUUGCCACAUCGCACAAGCCCUAAUCCUCCUUGUCAACCGCAAGAUUGUUGAUGUCGGAGAAACUCUUGCGCUGUUUAUGGAACUUCAAAUCCUAGGGGACAGAACUUUAAGGAAGCUGGCCUUUUCACAUGUUGUGCACAGUAUUCGGCGUAUGAACCAGAGACAUAGAAAUGAAGCUAAGAAUCGUGCACUUCAGAAUAUCUUAUUUGCAAUGCUGCAGGAAGAGGAUGAAUCGAGAGCGAAAAGGUCUUUUAUUGUACUGUGUGAUCUUCACCGCCGAAGGGUUUGGUUUGAUGAUAGGACAGCUAAUGCGAUUUGCACAGUGUGCUUUCAUACGUCUUCCAGGAUUAUGGUUGCUGCUAUAUCUUUCCUACUUGGUUACGAGCGGAUGGAAGAAGCCGAGGAUAGUGAAGGCUCAAGCAGUGAAGAUGAAACUACCAUGCAAAAACCUCAAGUUGUUUUGAGUCGUGAGACUGUCUACAAGGCAAAUCACAAAGGUACACUUGCUAGCAAGAAGAAAAAGCAAGCGAAGUUGCAGCGAGUUAUUCGUAGCAUGAAAAGGCAGCAACGUGCUUCAUUAGAAAACAGCAGUUCAAGUUACUAUUCACCACUUACACAUCUGAAAGAUGCUCAGGGAUUUGCUGAGAAGCUGUUCUCUCGUCUACAGACUUGCAAUGAACGAUUUGAGGUUAAGAUGAUGAUAUUGAAAGUAAUUGCUCGAACUAUUGGGCUUCACAGAUUAAUCUUGUUAAACUUUUAUCCAUUUGUUCAAAAAUACGUUCAGCCUCAUCAACGUGAUGUCACAAAUUUGCUUGCAGCAGCAGUCCAGGCCUGUCAUGAUAUGGUGCCUCCUGAUGCAGUUGAACCUCUAUUCAGACAAAUAGUAAACCAAUUUGUACAUGACCGUUCUCGUACGGAGGCAAUUGCUGUUGGGCUGAAUGUCGUCCGGGAGAUUUGUCUGCGCAUGCCUUUGCUAAUGACUGAAGAUUUGCUUCAAGACCUCGUCCUGUAUAAGAAGUCACAUGAGAAAGCGGUUUCAACUGCAGCUCGGUCAUUGAUUACUUUAUUCAGAGAGAUAUGCCCUUCACUAUUGGUUAAGAAAGAUCGUGGGCGACCUACCGAUCCUAAAGCAAGGCCAAAGGCAUUUGGAGAAGUGAUUGUUUCCAGCGAUGUGGCUGGUGUUGAGUUGCUUCAACAUGAUGAUGAAUCUUCAUUCAGCAGUUCUGAUGAAGAGGAGAAUGCUGCUGCUUCUGGUGAUGAGCAAAACCAUUCAUUUGCUGUUGGACCUGACUGUGUUGGCGAAGCUCCUUGUGAGGGCAAGGACAAGAUGGAAGAUGAGAAUGAUAAGCUAGAAGAUGACGAAGAUGAGGAUUCUGACCUGGUAGAAGAAGAUGAGGAAAAAGAAGACCAUUCUGAUGAUAGUGAUGACGACGACAACGAUAACGAUGAUGAUGAUGAUGAUGAUGAUGAUGGUGUUGAAGAGGAAGAAGAAGAGGAAGGAGGAGAAGAAUGUAAAGCUCGUAAAAGGAAGCUUCUUGACCAUGAUGAGCACCUGAUUGCUGCAGAUGCAAGUCUUCGAGCUCUAAAGAGAUUAGCAGGAGUCAAGAUGGCACAUGUCUCGUCAGGCUCAACUGAUGGUAUUCUUUCAAAUGAAGAUUUCCAACGGAUUAAGGAGCUGAAGGCAAAGAAAGAAGCACGAUUGGCUUUAGCUCAGCAAGGUCUACUAAAGAAGGGUCCAGAUUCGAAAGUAUCAACUGUUAAAAUUCCCAGUUCCGAGCAGCUAAGUUUAAAGCGUGUGGAUCCUGCUAAACUUGAGAUAAACAUAAGAAAAAAGCUAAGUAAGGAGGAGAGGUUGGCAUUGAUAAGAGCAGGACGGGAGGACAGAGGAAAGUAUCAAGCUCGGGCUGCCGUGAAACAGAAAAAGACUGGUGGACUGAGCAACCGACAGAAGGAGCACAAAAAGGCAAUGCCUCUUGCUGCAAAAAGGGCCAGGGUAGCAAGGUCCCGUCAAGAGAAAAAGAAGCAACAACGGCGGGGUGGGAAGCAGUUUAUGGGCAAGAAAGCAUGGAAGUGAUCUCGAGUUCUGGCCGGUUUAGGCUCACCAAUUUUGCAUUUGAUUCAUUCAAAACAUGAAGUUGUGUGGAAUGAUUGUAAGCAAAAUGAUAAUCUGUUUUGAUGUUUUUUUUUAAAUUAAAAAAAAAAUAAAA
Magnolia sinica is the source of this 2895-nucleotide messenger RNA. RefSeq lists its product as uncharacterized. The transcript has 15 exons. The record is from RefSeq and is a predicted model, not a curated record. NCBI's taxonomy places the organism in Eukaryota, Viridiplantae, Streptophyta, Magnoliopsida, Magnoliales, Magnoliaceae. Gene Ontology annotation, cellular component: nucleolus. Gene Ontology annotation, biological process: ribosomal large subunit export from nucleus; ribosomal large subunit biogenesis. The coding region runs from base 315 to 2762 and encodes 815 amino acids.